AACUGCAUCUCGUCGCCGGGCCAACAUGUCGCCGCGUCAGCUCUCACCUCGACUGGUCUGCAGAUUGCACAAAGUCGUCUUUGUACCAAUGCCUCGUUCGCCUGCACUCCUCUCCUUCCCACCGACGUGUUCGGCAGUCGCAAUCAGCCGGGUUAGACGGAAACGCUGCCUACUCACUCUUAUGA
Messenger RNA from Protopolystoma xenopodis, 185 nucleotides. Lineage: Eukaryota; Metazoa; Platyhelminthes; Monogenea; Polystomatidea; Polystomatidae. The record is from the annotation of a GenBank genome assembly.